GCAAACAGAAACAGUUGGCAAACGAACGAGCUGCCGUGAUGUGGACGCUGAUUGGAUUGCUUCUAGGCACUGUGCAUGUUGCCUUUGCUGCAGUUUACCUGUAUCUCACCUGGUUCCAUGGCUACUGGACGAAACGAGGUCUGGUGACAGCCAAGCCGUUGACGCUGCUCGGCAGCUAUCCAGGUUUGUUUGGUGGCGGCAGCAGCUUCAUCGAAGACAUUGGCAAGAUUUACAACAAAUACAAGGGAAAGCAGCGAGCUGUGGGCACAUUUUUAACACGGAAGCCGCAGAUUCUGGUGCUCGAUCCGCAGCUGGCGCACGAGGUGUUGGUCACAAAGUUCAGCGACUAUCGAGACACGGUGACGAGCAGCUAUGUAACUCACUCCAAGGACGACUAUGACAAGUAUGUGGCACGCAAUCCCUUCUUCAGUGCCGGCGAUGAGUGGAAGAAGCGACGCACAGACGGCGGCGCAGGCCUAACGCCCAAUAGACUGAAGCAAGCCUAUGCCAUCUGGGAGCAGACGGGAGAGAUGCUCGUCAACUAUAUGCAGAGAUGCAUUGAGGAGCGCCAUAGUAAUAUCAUCGAGACCAGAGAUCUCUGCUAUCGCUAUACAGCUCAGGCCAUGGGCGACUUCAUCUGGGGCAUUGACGCUGGCUCCUUGAGCGGCAGCCCCAAUGAGACGAGUUCCUUUCAGCGUUUCUCUAUGAACUGGGUUAGCCACGCUUUUCUGAGCAUGCCGCGGUUCAAUCGCACACCGAUCGCGCCCAUCGUACGCAAAUUGUUUCGCAUGCGUUUCUUUACCCAGGAAUCGAAUGAUUUCUAUCUGAAGCUCACCCGGGAUGCGGCCAAGCUGAGGCAGAGCGGCUGCGGCGGAGAACGCUCAGAUUACUUGGCGCAUCUGAUGCAGCUGCAGGAGAAGGGCGCCAGCCUGGAUGAUCUGGUGGGUCAUGCUCUGACUGUGCUAAUGGAUGGCUUUGAGACCUCGGCCGCUGUGCUCUAUCAUAUGCUCUAUACGCUGGGCGCUUGUCCAGAGCAACAGGAAAAGUUACGCUCCGAAAUCUUGAAUGCUUUGGCCGCUGAUAAGCACAUUAGCUACGAACAGCUAAAUGCUCUACCUUAUCUCGAUCAGUGUAUCAAUGAAUCGAUGCGAAUGACCAGUGUUAUUGGCUUCUUCAUUAAGAUCUGCACAAGGCCAACAACAAUUGACUUAGGCAAUGACAAAAUUUUAAAAGUCGAGCCAGGCAUCACUGUGGCAAUACCCUCCUAUCAAUUGCAUCACGAUGAAACCUAUUUUCCCCAACCGGACGAGUUUCGGCCCGAACGCUUUGACAAUGGAGCUGCCAGCGAGUUUACCAAGCGCGGCUGCCUGCUGGCUUUUGGUGAUGGACCACGCAUUUGCCUGGGCAUGCGAGUUGGUUUACUAAACGUGAAAAUGGCUUUGCUACGCAUUUUAUCCGAAUUCAAAGUCGAGCAGACUAAAAAAUUGUCCCUCAGCUCCGACUCCGGGCUGGGAAUGUAUUUGAAUGGGGAUGUUGAUUUGAGAUAUACGCGCAUAAAACUUUCCAAAUAAAAAUUCGAAUUUCAAUGUAUCCAUUGUAUGCACUCAACCUUUCUGGCGACACUCGGCGUAUUAUGAAAUGUGUCUCUGGUUGUGUGUGCGUUGGACUUUUGGGGUCGCAGUGUACCGAAAAUUUAAUUUAGCGCAAACCAACCGCAGACCAACUGACACCAAGGCGCCGCCUGCUCUUUAGCCCCGCCUCAAAUGUCGCUGCGAACCUGAACUGAACUGCGGCAAGCCCGUUGGACUUUAUGCCAUGUACAAGAAUU
Messenger RNA from Drosophila hydei, 1828 nucleotides. RefSeq names its product probable cytochrome P450 309a1 (gene Cyp309a1). The coding region runs from base 39 to 1571 and encodes 510 amino acids. The record is from RefSeq and is a predicted model, not a curated record. Gene Ontology annotation, molecular function: oxidoreductase activity, acting on paired donors, with incorporation or reduction of molecular oxygen; iron ion binding; monooxygenase activity. NCBI's taxonomy places the organism in Eukaryota, Metazoa, Arthropoda, Insecta, Diptera, Drosophilidae. The transcript has 6 exons.